Messenger RNA from Fusarium pseudograminearum CS3096, 3087 nucleotides. RefSeq lists its product as uncharacterized. Gene Ontology annotation, molecular function: monoatomic cation transmembrane transporter activity. The record is from RefSeq and is a predicted model, not a curated record. Gene Ontology annotation, biological process: intracellular calcium ion homeostasis; transmembrane transport; monoatomic cation transport. The transcript has 2 exons. Bases 1 to 3087 code for a protein of 1028 amino acids. NCBI's taxonomy places the organism in Eukaryota, Fungi, Ascomycota, Sordariomycetes, Hypocreales, Nectriaceae. Gene Ontology annotation, cellular component: membrane.
AUGACGAAUAUCACCCCUCGCAGGCAAGCCUGCCCGAACGACGACAUCGACCGACGUCGCAAUACAGCUCCUGAACGAUUCCUUCGAGGCAGUCGACUCAAGUCUCGCCCCUUCUACACUACGGUCUUUCUUCUAUCGAUUUUAACCGCAUAUUCUUUCCUUUCGCACACAACAUUUGCGCAGUCUGGCUCCAACCACGCCGCCGAUCCUCAUCACCUAUUCAAGCGAAGCUCCUCCACCGACACCCCCGAGUGCAACCAAGUUCAUGAUGCUCAAGACAAAUGCGCUUUUGUGCGCAAAUACUGCACCGACGAUGACGCCGGACUCGUCCCUUAUAUCGACCUCUAUUAUUGUGCUUUCGGCAACGUACGGCCUAUCGCAUUCGGCAUCCUCGUUGCCUGGCUUGGUCUCCUCUUUACCACCAUUGGAAUUGCUGCAAGUGAUUUCUUCAGUGUCAACUUGAGCACAAUCGCUACUGUUCUUGGUCUCAGCGAGAGUCUAGCAGGCGUCACAUUUCUAGCAUUCGGCAAUGGGUCUCCCGACGUAUUCAGCACUUUUGCUGCGAUGGGCUCUAACAGUGCUAGCAUGGCCGUUGGUGAGCUGAUAGGAGCUGCAAGUUUCAUCACUGGCGUUGUUGCUGGGUCUAUGGCUCUCGUGAGGGAGUUCCGUGUCGAUCGAAAAACAUACACCCGCGAUAUUUGCUUCUUUAUUUUUGCCGUUGUUUUUACCAUGAUUUUCUUGGCUGAUGGCCAUUUGCACCUCUGGGAGUGCUGGGCCAUGAUUGGUUACUAUGCAGUAUAUGUUGUCACUGUCGUAACAUGGCACUGGUGCUCGACGAGGCGCAAAGCCAGACAACGCCGAGAAGGGGAAGCGCGCAGCCAUGUUUAUCAUUCCGGGGAUGAGCUUGCUGGCGAACCGUAUCGAGAUGAUGUAGACGACAUUGGUUCGGCUCCUGGCACUGCUGUUUCUACUCCGCCCGACAUUUCACUCCUUGAAGCGGGACCUAGGAUCGAGGUGGAGGGCACAUCGCAACUAGACGAGAGCGACAUGUCAAGCGAGGACCAUGACCGCAUGGUUGCAGCCGAGGUCAACAGCAGCAUGCGAGUGUUGCGAGGUCGUGGAACCCGGAGAAACACAAUGACCCCUAUUCGACCUAGUCUCGUUGGAGCGCUCGAAUUUCGGUCCGCGCUGGCUCAGCUGCAGCGUGAGGGUAACUUGCAACUGUCCACAAUCCCAGGAAGAAGUUACUCGGAUUAUCACAUCCAUAGGCGAAGGCAAACCACGGCAACUAUCUCAGAUGCAGCUCGUUCAGACGGCCGGCCAGCUUCGGGCCAUGAUGGGCAUGCGCCCAGAAGGAACAGAGCACUCUCUUCAGGAGACCAGCCUGUGGGAACAGCUUCUCAUUCUGAUCUACGUAUCCCGAGUCGUGAUAGAGGUGAAAGUAACCUGUCAGUUCCCGGCUCUACAGCCAGCGGUACAAGAGCAUCAAGUCCGAGCCCAUCACACACUGUUGGGGGAAAUCUGGCUGCACCACUUGUCGGCCCUAGCGGGACCACCUUUGAUGCUCCCAGCGAAAGCGCGAGAGGACAAAUGCCGACUCCUGAGCUACAUCUGCAAAUUCCGAGUCCAAGCCGUCGCAGCUCCUGCAGCGAUCGAUCUUCUCCGAACCAACCUUUCCCUAUGUACACUGAUUCGCCAGCACUGCUCACACCCAACUAUCACAACGACCCAGUUGAGUUUUUUGUGUCACCGGGAGGAGUAUCGCCCAGUACCGUAGUGCCGGGCCUAGGAGGUCGUGAGACACCAUUUGCCGACUUGCAGUUGACGGUCGAUGUGCCAUCCCGCCCUGUAAGGUGGUGGCCAUAUGCUGUGCUACCGCCUCCUCACAUAGUGUUGGCAACAUUGUUUCCUACAUUGCAAGGCUGGAAAGAGAAGACAGUGUGGGACAAGCUCGUCAGUGCCAUUUCUGUACCGAGCAUCUUUCUUCUGGUAAUCACCUUGCCAGUGGUCGACUCAGCGACAACAGAUGGCGAGUCCUCUCUCCUUGAGACGAUCGUUGACCUUGCUAAUAGCCAUCACGGGAUUGGGCAUAUGGCGUCACCCGCGUCGGUCGAGCAUUCGCCAAUCGAAUCGGAAGGCGAGACAGAAUGGGAGCGUUAUCGAAGAUGCUCUCAUGUAAGCCAGGGUAGCAGUUAUUUAGGGUCUGCUGUUCCGCCUUCCUCAGCACAUGCCGCUGGAGGGGAGUAUUCGACCGCCCCGCAUCUGUCUCUAGGGCCACCAGCGAUCGUGACCAAGCCUGCUUCGGAUUUUCCUUCUUCUAGCAGUGCUAGAGGUGACUGCACAGGCUGGAAUCGGUGGCUCGUGGCACUCCAGCUUUUCACCGGGCCUCAGUUCGCCGUUUUGGUCCUAUGGGCCAACACUCUGGAAGAUCAGGAAAGUCCUCAUAAGACUCUAAUCCGGAUGGUGCUCUACACUCUUCUUGCAUCACUCAUCCUCCUUGGAGGUUUGAUUGUUUUCACAUCGGAGGACAGGCCACCUCGUUAUCAUUAUCUGCUCUGCUUCAUGGGGUUCAUUAUUAGUAUUGCUUGGAUCUCGACUAUAGCAGGCGAGGUCGUUGGGGUUCUUAAGACAGUCGGCGUUAUUCUGAAUAUUUCGGAAGCGCUGCUGGGUCUUACAAUUUUCGCUGCUGGCAACAGCGUGGGAGACUUGGUUGCCGACAUUACGGUGGCGCGACUGGGAUACCCCGUCAUGGCCUUGUCUGCUUGUUUUGGUGGUCCGAUGUUGAAUAUAUUGCUCGGCAUCGGUAUCGGAGGUGUCAUGAUGAUGGUCAAGAAAGCAAACAAGAAGCAUCACAAAAACCCUUCCCUCCCCAUCAAGUACAAGCCUUACCGUAUCCAAGUCAACGGAACGUUGAUGAUCUCAGCCAUAACGUUGCUGGUGACUUUGGUAGGGCUGUUGAUUGUUGUGCCCAUGAAUAAGUGGAUCUUGAGCCGCAAGAUUGGAUGGGGAUUGAUUACACUCUGGGCAGUGAGUACAGUUGUAAAUGUUAUUAUCGAGGUUACUGGAGCUUGGGGCGAGGUGGCAUAA